Molecule: messenger RNA, 3783 nt
Organism: Cornus florida
Lineage: Eukaryota; Viridiplantae; Streptophyta; Magnoliopsida; Cornales; Cornaceae
Product: probable LRR receptor-like serine/threonine-protein kinase At4g36180
Exons: 1
Coding region: 154-3546 (1130 amino acids)
Biological process (GO): protein phosphorylation
Cellular component (GO): plasma membrane
Molecular function (GO): protein kinase activity; ATP binding; protein binding
Source: RefSeq, a predicted model, not a curated record
CACAGCUAUUGGCGCAACAUAUGGAGACUACUCUGUCAAUCACUCUUUCCAGGGGAACUCUGCUAGCAUACGCUCCCCAACUGCACUUCCAAAGCAUCACCAACACCACUCCAAACUCGUAACCCCACCCACUGUCUCGAACCACCACUGCCCAUGACAACGGCUAUUUUUCUCUACAUCGCCGCCGUGGUGCUAUGCGCCACCACCUUGUCGCGCGCACAACGAAGUGCCGAUACGCUGACGGAGAUCGAAGCGUUAAAGUCUUUUAAGUCACAUCUACACGAUCCAGUUGGUGCAUUGGACGGUUGGGAUUCGUCCACGCCAUUCGCUCCUUGUGACUGGCGUGGCAUUAGCUGUUACGAUGGCCGAGUUCGAGAGCUCCGCCUGCCUCGCCUCCAACUCGCGGGUCGGCUCACUGACCGGCUGGCUAACCUGCGCGCUUUGCGUAAGUUAAGCCUUCACUCCAACGCCUUCAAUGGCUCAAUCCCAAGCUCUCUUUCUCAAUGCUCUCUCCUACGCGCCGUUUAUCUGCAGUACAACUCGUUCUCCGGCGACUUCCCGCCAGCGAUCGCGAACCUCACGAACCUACAGGUCCUCAACGUCGCUCAUAACUUCCUCUCCGGCGGUGUCCCCGGUGACCUCCCGGUGAGUCUCCGUUACCUCGAUGUCUCUUCCAAUAACUUCUCCGGCAACAUUCCGGCCAACUUCUCUGUCAGUUCCCAGCUCCAGCUCAUUAACUUCUCAUUCAAUCGUUUCACCGGCGAGAUUCCGGCGAGCAUUGGACACCUUCAAAUGCUUGAAUAUCUAUGGCUGGACUCGAACAGAUUGUACGGCACUCUGCCUUCGGCGAUCGCGAACUGUUCUUCGCUGGUCCACUUGAGCGCCGGAGACAACGCGAUCGGCGGCGUGAUUCCGGCGACGGUUGGUUCGCUUCCGAAGCUUCAGGUGAUUUCGCUUUCGCGCAACGAACUGUCCGGUUCGGUCCCCACAUCUCUGUUCUGUAAUGUCUCAAUCAACCCUCCGUCACUCAAAAUCGUUGAACUAGGGUUUAAUGCGUUCACGGGCAUAGUCAAACCCCCAAAUCUGAUAUUCUCUACUGUUUUGGAGGUUUUAGACCUUCACGAGAAUCACAUAGACAGUGUGUUUCCAUAUUGGUUCACGAAUUUAUCCACACUCACAGUUUUGGAUGUCUCCGGAAAUUUCUUCUCCGGCGAGUUACCGAGUGGAAUCGGUGAUCUCUCGGGGUUGGAGGAGCUCAGAGUGGCGAAUAAUUCAUUAACCGGCAAAGUUCCUAAUGAGAUUCAACAAUGUGGGUUGCUAAAGGUGCUUGAUCUUGAAGGAAACCGAUUUUCGGGUUCAAUUCCUUUGUUUCUCGGAGAAAUGAAGACCUUGAAGACGUUAUCUUUAGGAGGAAAUCAGUUCUCUGGUUUGAUUCCGUCGAGCCUCGGGAGCCUUUUCGAGCUUGAGUCGUUGAAUUUGAGCAACAACAACUUGAGUGGAAGUGUCCCACAAGAGCUCACACAGCUUAGCAACUUAACCACAUUGAAUUUGAGCCAUAACAAAUUUUCAGGUGAAGCUUUGAAGAAUAUCGGAGACUUGAAGGGUUUGGUGGUUCUGAACAUGAGUGGCUGUGGAUUUUCAGGGGGUUUCCCAUUGAGUGUUGGGAAUUUGAUGAGACUCACAAUUCUUGAUUUGAGUAAGCAAAGCUUGUCUGGGGAGUUGCCAUUUGAGCUCUUUGGGUUGCCAAGUCUACAAGUUAUAGCUCUGGAAGAGAACAUGUUGUCUGGGGAUGUGCCGCAAGGUCUCAGCAGCUUACUGAGUUUACAGUAUUUGAAUCUGUCGUCGAAUGCCUUCUCGGGGGAGAUUCCGGCAACAUACGGCUUUCUCAAGUCAUUAACUGUCCUCUCUCUAUCUGGCAAUCGUAUUAACGGCUCAAUUCCGGUGGAGCUCGGCAAUUGUUCUGAACUUCAAGUACUAGAGCUUCGAAGGAAUCGCUUGACAGGCCGAAUUUCGGAUGAUCUUGGGCAUCUCUCUCAUUUGAGAAAGCUUGAUUUGGGUGAGAAUAGAUUAACAGGUGAAAUCCCAGAGAACAUUUCUAGUUGUUCAUCUUUAAAUUCUCUGUUGUUGGAUGCAAAUCACAUUUCAGGGCAUAUCCCAGAUUCAUUGUCGAAGUUGUCAAACCUAACAAUGCUGAAUGUUUCUUCAAACAAUUUGAGUGGAGCCAUUCCAGCUAAUCUGUCGCGAAUUUCCGGCUUGAAAUACUUGAAUCUGUCUCAUAAUAACCUCGAGGGGGAGAUUCCGGAGGCACUGGGUUCUCGUUUCAAUGAUUCUUCUGUGUAUGCAAUGAACACGAAAUUAUGUGGGAAGCCAUUGAAUCGAAACUGUAAGAAUGUAACAAGUCGAAAGAGGAAGAAGUUGAUUUUAUUGAUUAGUGUGGCUGUAGCAGGAGCUUUGCUUUUGGCAUUGUGUUGUUGUGCGUAUAUUUACAGUCUUCUGCGUUGGCGCAAUAAGCUGAAAGCAGGAGAGAAGAAGCCAAGCCCAGCCCGUGGUAGCUCGGGCACAGAAGGGGGUCGUGGCAGCGGAGAAAAUGGAGGGCCAAAACUCGUUAUGUUCAACAACAAAAUCACAUAUGCAGAGACGGUAGAAGCAACCAGACAAUUCGAUGAGGAAAAUGUGUUGAGCAGGGGAAAAUAUGGACUCGUAUUCAAAGCCGGUUUCGCAGAUGGGAUGGUGCUGGCAAUCCGUCGCCUCCCGGAUACAUCCAUUGAUGAGGGCAGUUUCCGAAAAGAAGCUGAAUCCAUCGGCAAGGUGAAGCAUCGAAAUUUGACAGUACUUCGAGGCUACUAUGCAGGACCACCCGAUAUUCGGCUUCUUGUUUAUGACUACAUGCCUAAUGGCAACCUAGCUACAUUGCUUCAAGAGGCUUCUCACCAAGAUGGGCAUGUACUCAAUUGGCCAAUGCGGCACUUAAUUGCGCUUGGCAUUGCCCGUGGCUUAGCAUUCCUGCACUCAGCGUCAAUGGUCCAUGGGGAUGUCAAGCCACAAAAUGUACUAUUUGAUGCUGAUUUCGAAGCUCAUCUUUCGGACUUCGGGCUAGACAAAUUAACCAUAGCAACCCCAGCUGAAGCUUCCUCAUCCACCACCCCAAUUGGGACUCUAGGCUAUGUGUCACCCGAGGCUGCAUUAACCGGUCAGACAACGAAAGAAGCAGACGUGUACAGUUUCGGCAUCGUUCUAUUAGAGAUCCUAACUGGGAGGAAACCAGUGAUGUUCACUCAAGAUGAGGACAUUGUCAAGUGGGUGAAGAGACAGCUACAAAGGGCCCAAGUUUCGGAAUUGCUGGAACCGGGGUUGCUCGAGCUGGACCCCGAGUCGUCGGAGUGGGAAGAGUUCUUGCUUGGAGUGAAAGUGGGAUUGCUUUGCACAAUGAAUGACCCACUGGAAAGGCCAUCCAUGACAGACGUUGUGUUCAUGCUUGAAGGCUGCCGGGUCGGACCGGACAUCCCGUCCUCAGCCGAUCCCACAUCCCUCCCUUCCCCAAUUUGAAGAUUAAAUUCAACUUUACAAAAGCAGCCACUUCUGAACAGAAUUCAUUCUGUAAUCUACGUAGAAUUUUAUUUAUUUUUGCAUGUAAUAGUGGUUUCAUAUUUUUAUCUUUAUUCCUGAUUUUGCUCCGCUGUUGAGGAAAUCAUGUACCAUUAUGAGACCCACCCCCACACCCAUUGGAGGAGUCAAAAGCAUAACAUAUAUUUUUCCCGGGAAUGGUGGGCCUCAUGAUAUUUU